Messenger RNA from Phyllopteryx taeniolatus (common seadragon), 6170 nucleotides. It is a transcript of the gene tgfb2, whose product is annotated as transforming growth factor, beta 2. The transcript has 7 exons. The record is from RefSeq and is a predicted model, not a curated record. Gene Ontology annotation, cellular component: extracellular region. Gene Ontology annotation, biological process: transforming growth factor beta receptor signaling pathway; SMAD protein signal transduction; regulation of cell population proliferation. Lineage: Eukaryota; Metazoa; Chordata; Actinopteri; Syngnathiformes; Syngnathidae. Bases 14 to 1255 code for a protein of 413 amino acids. Gene Ontology annotation, molecular function: type II transforming growth factor beta receptor binding; cytokine activity; growth factor activity.
CGAGUGGGACAAGAUGAACCUGUGCUUUGUCAGCCUUCUCCUCGCUUUGGAUUUUGUCACUGUUGCGCUCAGUUUGUCGACAUGCAGCGUAUUGGACAUGGAGCAGUUCAAGAAGAAGCGCAUCGAGGCGAUCCGAGGGCAGAUCCUGAGCAAACUCAAGCUCGCCAAUCCGCCACAGGACUUCCCCGAGCCCGAGGACGGGUCCAGGGACAUCGUAGCCAUUUACAACAGCACGCGGGACCUCUUGCAGGAGAAGGCCAAUGAACGGGCGGCAACGUGCGAGCGACAGCGGAGCGAGGAGGAGUACUACGCCAAGGAGGUGCACAAGAUCGAGAUGCAGCCCAUCUACCCGUCUGAGAAUGUUAUUUCUCCAACUCUCUUCAACCCUUACUUCAGACGGCUAAUGUUUGAUGUGUCCUCCAUGGAGAAAAAUGCCUCCAACCUGGUGAAAGCUGAGCUGAGAAUCUUUCGUCUUCAAAAUCCUAGUGCAAGAGUAUCUGAGCAACGCAUUGAGCUAUACCAGAUUUUAGCACACAAAGACUUGACAUCCCCAACCCAACGAUACAUUGACAGCAGAGUGGUACGAACACAAACAGAGGGCGAGUGGCUUACCUUUGAUGUGACAGAGGCAGUGAGUGAAUGGAUGAACCACAGAGACAGAAACAGUGGAUUCAAGCUCAGUCUACAUUGCCCAUGUUGUACUUUUGUUCCAUCAAAUAACUACAUCAUUCCAAACAAGAGUGAGGAGCUGGAGGCACGGUUUGCAGGUAUUGAUGACAGCUUCAUCAACGGUGGUGAUCUAAAAGUAUUCAAGAGGCUGCGACACAGUACUCGGCCUCCACACCUUCUAAUCAUGCUGCUACCCUCAUACCGAUUGGAGUCUCCAUUUCACCACAAAACACAUCGAACAAAGAGAGCCCUGGAUGCAGCUUACUGCUCUAGAAAUGUUCAAGACAACUGUUGCUUAAGGACCCUCUACAUUGACUUUAAGAAAGACCUUGGCUGGAGGUGGAUUCAUGAGCCAAAGGGCUAUGAGGCCAACUUCUGUGCUGGAGCCUGUCCUUAUCUAUGGAGUUCUGACACACAGCAUGCCAAGGUGUUAGGCCUUUAUAACACCAUUAACCCUGAUGCAUCAGCGUCACCCUGCUGUGUGUCCCAGGACCUUGAACCCCUCACCAUCCUUUACUAUAUCGGCAAGACACCGAAAAUAGAACAGCUCUCCAAUAUGAAGGUCAAGUCUUGCAAGUGCAGCUAGAAACUAAGCCAGCACAAGCCACUCCCACCUUCCUUCACACAAUAACGCACACACACCAUUUGCAACCAUGCUCUCUUCUAUUUUUGUACACACGGUCCAGUGUCAUGUGAUCAAGAUUAGAGGUACUGAACAAAUAAACCUCAUUCCAAAAUGGCACUGCAAUGCUCUUACGAAUACACUACACAGACCAUGAUUCCAUAAAGACUUUUCCACCAUGUGCCUUGAAUUUGUUUUUGUUUGUUUCUAUGCUGUUUAACAGACAGCAAAUCUGUCUCCUGGUUCAAUAUUUUGAUGAUGAACAUUCGUCCAAGUUUAAGUGUGCCUUCAGUUUGUGGUGCCCUGCAUGGCUUUCUAAGCAUCAGCCCCUGUUGGCUAUCAGAUGUUAAGAUUCAACCUGUCAUAUCCAAUCAAGCCUCUUCUUCUGAAAGAGAAACAGCGCAGUUAUUUUGGUGCAAACAUAAGGUUGGGGUAUUGUUUUAAUGCAGCUAAACAAUCUAAACGAAAGGCUAGAUGAAUAAGAAGUCCUCAGUUCUUUCGUUUUUUGGCAUAUCGAUGCAAGAUGCAGUAUAGGCAAUGACGUUGCAUGUUUUGUGCAGUACGUUUGCCAUGGAGUUUAAGAUGAUUAAUUACCACUGUCUUUCAGUGAAACACACUGGAAUUGACAGAGACGAAGUUUUAGGGAGACUGACAAACACUCAGUCUUGACUUCCAUCAUUUUUCCCUCAAAAUAAGAAAUGUACCAAUUAUUGUUGGUUUAGUUUAGGAGAAUUGCUAUAUUAUACAGCUUUUUAAAUUGAAGCAUUUUUAAGUCAAAUUUGCCUGAUUGGCAGAAUAGAUCAGUUAUAAACUACAAUAACUUUUAACUUGUUGCUACGUGAGCUGUAAUUUACUGUAUCAAUAGAUGACACCCUAGAACAUGAUUGGACCAGGGUUCUCAUUUCAAAUUAGAAAAUCUCACUGCGCACCACCAUACGGAAUGUGCAUUGCUGCCACACCAGAAAAAGAAAGUUCAGUAUCACCUUAUAACAUGAUCAAUUUCACGUUUUAAUGUGAUAACUUAUCACGUUGAAAUGUAAUAUCUUUAACUUCUACAUUUGGCUAAACAAAAUAAAGCAAUUUCUGCUGGUUCAGGUCACUUGCAGAGCUUCAUGAAUGUACGUAUGCGUGUCUUCUUUUUACGUCUUAAAUCUUUGUAAACACUUGGCCUUGUUUUUUUAAAAUACAUUUUUAAGUAGGCUAUUAUAGACGAGCAGCGUAGUUACGUGGCUAGUAACUUUGAUUUAUAAGAUACAAAAAGAAGACACAAGGUCUUCUUAGGGCUCCGCCAGUGACCUGAACCAGAAAUAAUUACUUUGUUUUGUUUUGACGAAUGUGAACGUGAAACUUAUCACGUUAAAACGUUAAAAUGUAUCUCCUUUUAAUGUGAAAUUUAUCAUGUUAAAACAUGUUAUUUAUCACGUUACAAACUGAUACUGAACUCUUUUUUUCUGGUUUGGCAGCAAUAUGCUUCCGUACCACCAGACAAAAAUGUUACAGAAAGUAUACAGUAAAUACUGAAUCAUUGCCCUAGAUAACCUUGUCACAUGUUGAUAUUAAUGUUUGAACAACAAUGACCCUGCCAAGAGGUGAUUGAAUAUAUCCAUCCAUUUUCUGAGCCGCUUCUCCUCACUAGGGUCGGGGGCGUGCUGGAGCCCAUCCCAGCCGUCAUCGGGCAGGAGGCAGGGUACACCCUGAACUGGUUGCCAGCCAAUCGCAGGGCACAUACAAACAAACAACCAUUCGCACUCACAGUCACACCUACGGGCAAUUUAGAGUCACCAAUUAAUGCAUGUUUUUGGGAUGUGGGAGGAAACCGGAGUGCCCGGAGAAAACCCACGCAGGCACGGGGAGAACAUGCAAACUCCACACAGGCAGGGCCGGGGAUUGAACCCGGGUUCUCAGAACUGUGAUGCUGACGCUCUAACCAGUCGGCCACCGUGCCGUGAUUGAAUAUAUGAAUCAGAAAAACCCUGGUAGAAAAAAACAUUUAACAUGAAAGUGUUUUAAUGUAUUGACAAAAUGUUGAUUGUCAUCAUCACAAUGUGCAGGUGGCUUUGCAAGGAUACGGCCUUUCUUUCAUUCUCCUUCUAUAGAAGCCCAAGUCAACAUGAAUCAACUCACGCACUUGUCUCACGAGACGCGAGAGUAAAGGCAAACACUGGAAGUUUAUGUGAUAAGUGUCUAUAUGUGAAAUGAGUUCUGGAACAUGACACAGAUCCACCCUCAAUUCCCAUCCACCUUUAGCGCUCUCCCUUAUUCAGUCACAUCACAUCCUCAUUUGCAUUUGUCUUUGUUUUGUAUCCUUUGUAUGUUUAAUAUAUUCAUUGUUUUGCUAUUUAAGAUGUUCGUGCUUAGGUGCCUCACACCCAAGAGAUUUUGAAUAUAGUUGAGAUGUGGACAGUUAACCUUGCAUUGUGGAAAUGCAACCUCUACAUCCAUUUGUAUCUUUCAGGUGCUCUAUUAAAUAUUAUUUUUGUUGUAAAAUGAUAAUAGUUUUUGACAAAACUACUGUCUGUUGAUAUGGUGAAAGGGUAAACAACUUCAAUGUACAAAACGUUUUUUUUUUUUUUUUGUUUUGUUUUCUCAAACUGUUGACUCUGUCGAAUAUGUGUCUGUCAUAAAAACAUGGUUUGGGAAUGAAACUUUGCAAGUGCUGCAAUCGGAUUCCUGCAGCACAUAGAUGGCUAUUCUGUAUAAUUGUUUUGCAUUACAAAGCGAUAAGCCGCUUUAAAAUUGUUACGUUUUUGACAGCCCCAAGACCUUUGCGGGCCAAGUACAUCUUACUAAAAGGCAUUGAUUUGCUGUAGCUUCAUAAGGAAGAGACUUUAAAUUAAAAAAAAUUUUUUUUUUUUACAGGAGAUAUUUCAGACCACUUACUGUAGUGAGUAUGUUGAUAACAUGGGCAUUAAAGCAGUUUUUAUGAUGCAUGUCAAAAUUUGACAUUGGUAGUUCCGCAGCAUUUGUUAAAUGCGAAAGCCAUCAGCCAGAUGUAAGAAGCUACUGAAAUUCCUACCAUUCACAGUUUAGGAUGAUUUAAACAGCAAUCAUACAAUUCUUAAAACAUUCUUGGAUCCAAGAAAAAUGGAGGUGUUUUGCCUACCUGGAGGAAAUACAGCAAUUUGAAACAGGGAUCAAGGAGCAAAUAUAACAACUUUCCUUGGGAAUUUAUGAACAUUUUGAGAAAUUAAUCUGCAGGACUAAAGUGGAAAUUUGAAGAUUAGUUUAUUACAGGGAAGUUUUUUGUACAAAAGUAAUAACAUCUUGUGGCAGUAUAUUUCUUCGCAAUUAGAUUGAAUUUGCAGUUUCCAAAUUUUGCCCAAUUAAAGCACUUCUUUAACAAUUACAAUUUACAAAUAGUUAAAAAAAAAAGGUUAUUUACUUCUAUUCCUAAACAGAAAACCUUAGUGGUUGAAUUUUAUGCUUUAUUAAUUCCAGACUUCUCAGAAAUGCCAAGUGAGGCAGCUCAAAUGUCCGUAUAAAAAAAAGUGUAUUGAGUUUGAAAGUCCUUAUUUCUGUUCAAGAUGGUAAACAUUGAAAUCUCAGAGAAAUAGGAAGAGUCUGCAUUAAAGAACAAAAUGAUUCUAGUCUCUUCUUGUGGUCUAAUCAAUUUGUUGUUCUGUAUAUGUACAGUAGAUGAUAUGUGUCAUCACAAAUGUGUUUGUAUGAGUCAUCACAAAUGUCCAGUUAAUUUGCAUCGAUGAUCUUUUAUUCUCAAGGAAAGUUAAAAACUGUAUUUCCAAAUUCCUCCUAAAAAAAACUUGCAGAAAUUUCAACAAAAUUUACCCGAGGUUCUCCAGCCCUUUGCAACCCAGCAAAUCCUCCAAUAUGAUCUAAAUGUCUGUGACUGCCACAUCAAAAAAUGUGUGCCACACAGCAAAUUAUAUUAUUUUUGUAACCACCAACUGAAAUGGGACUCCAUUAGUAAGUCCCUUUUUUCGUACCUUCUGAAAUAAAACUCAAAAGUUCCUGUGAUUAUAUUUUACAAGGAACUCUGUUAAGUAAACAAAUCUGCAUAGAAUAUAUCCCUAACAUGACACAAAUGCCUUCUGCCAUUUAUGUCACUUCUACUGUACUCUAUUUGGAUUUGGAUUGUUUCGCUUGUGUACUUGGUCACAAAGAGUGAACCGUUUGUGGUUAGUUUAAGAAGCUUUCCACACUUGGAGAAAGUAAAAGAAGUGAUGACGUUUUAUACACAUGAGGAGAACACUGGUGUCAUGUCACGCACUCAACAGAGUCAUGUGCUUACCCCACAGUGGUUUGGAAAGCUCUGGGUUCAGAGAGGGGUUGUCUUUUGGCAAGUGAUGACAGUACAUAGGGAGAAACACUGAGUACGAUCAGUGUGAUUUGACCCAAUUUAGGAAUGUUGCUUACUAGAAGAAGAGACCUUUCAAAUGUUUUAAGAUCCAAAAACAUUACGAAAUAUAUCGGUCAGUCAAUGGUCAAGUGUUCCACUUUGUUCAAGCUUAUAAUAAUGUCAACACUGAGGCAUAUUCCUGCCAAUAUAAAGCUUUUGUUAACCCACAACGUCUGUCUGUCAUUAGCUUUUCAAACAAGUUGCACUGAUGCUGUUUUAUUUUUAGUAUGUUGAAAAAGAGUUCUUCCUUUUAUAUUUUAGUGAAUUAAACACCCCUUCCCCCGUCCUUUAUCUAACGAGGCGUGUCGAUGACCAUCCCAACAGGGCAAUUGGUGCCAGUGGACAUCCUGACUAGCAGGGAAAUACGAUUUCUACACGCCUAGUUUGUCAUGGUAGAGCCGUUGUUGUUUUUUUAUUUGUAUUUGUUGUUUUUAAUGAUGUGAUUGUGACCCACUAUACUGUACUCUAAUACGGUAUACUGUGGUGCUCUAGUGCUAAAUAAAUUAUUUAUGUUUGAAUUAA